Molecule: messenger RNA, 1554 nt
Organism: Mucor velutinosus
Lineage: Eukaryota; Fungi; Mucoromycota; Mucoromycetes; Mucorales; Mucoraceae
Exons: 4
Coding region: 1-1554 (517 amino acids)
Biological process (GO): fungal-type cell wall (1->3)-beta-D-glucan biosynthetic process; fungal-type cell wall organization
Cellular component (GO): plasma membrane
Molecular function (GO): 1,3-beta-glucanosyltransferase activity
Source: RefSeq, a predicted model, not a curated record
AUGAAGAUUUCUACAACCAUCACACUGCUUGCAUGUGCCACCAGUUCCGUGCUUGCAUUAAACCCCAUUGUGAUCAAAGGAAGCAAAUUCUUUGAUUCAGUGACUAAAGAACAAUUCUUCAUCAAAGGUGUCGCAUAUCAGCCUCGAGGCCAAGUGUCCGACAACACACCCGAUCCCUUGACUGAUGCCACUGCCUGCGCACGAGAUGCACCUCUGAUGGCAGAACUUGGCACCAAUGUUCUCCGUGUUUAUGAAGUUGACCCUAGAAAGGAUCACGAUGCCUGUAUGAAAAUAUUUGCAGAUGCAGGCAUUUAUCUGCUGCUGGAUAUUGCCACACCUCAUUUCUCUAUCAACCGCAAAUCACCUGAAUACGGCGUUCAUUUGUACGAUGCCUAUAAAGGCACAGUCGAUGCAUUCUCCAAGUAUGACAAUCUAGUGGGCUUUAUUGCUGGUAAUGAAGUGACAAACGACAAAACCAAUACACAAGCUUCUGCCUACGUCAAGGCAGCUCUACGUGAUAUCAAGCAUUAUAUCAAGAACUCAAAGCAAAGAAACAUCCCCGUCGGUUAUGCAAGCAAUGACGAUGAAUACAUUCGUGAUGACAUCAAGGAUUACUUCAACUGUGGUGAUGUUGAGUCUCAGGCUGAUUUCUUUGGCGUCAAUCUGUACGAAUGGUGUGGUGUUUCGACAUUUGAGAAAUCAGGCUUCAAGGAUCGCACCAAAGAAUUUGAAAACUACAGCAAACCCGUCUUUCUCUCAGAAUACGGCUGUAAUCUAGUAACACCCAGAGGCUUCACUGAAGUAGCUGCCAUCUACGGACCUGAGAUGACCGAUGUUUGGUCAGGUGGCGUUGUAUAUGAAUGGACGCAAGAAAACAAUAGAUAUGGCCUCGUCAAGAUCGCAACUUCGGGAGAAGCAGAAGUGCUGCCAGACUACACAAACCUCAAGGAACAGAUGGACAAGGUGAAGCCCAAGGGUGUCAAGAUGGACGCUUACAACGACCAACGACCAGCCUCUAACUGUCCUGCUAUCAGUGCCAACUGGAAGGCAGCCUCUGAAUUACCACCCACGCCCUCUGGCGGUGCCUGUGAAUGUAUGGUGCAGAACAUGAACUGUGUUGCAUCUGAUAAAGUGAGCAAUAUUCCCGGUCAAACUGGCAACAGCACGCUUGGUAGUCAAUUAGAUACCAUGUGCGGCCUCGUCUCUUGUGCUGAAAUUAGCGGCGAUGCUGAAAAGGGCGUCUAUGGCGCAUUUUCAUUCUGUUCUCCCAGAGAUAAACUUAGUUGGCUUUACAACUUAAGGGCCAAGGAAUCGAUGAAAGUGUCGCCCACCGACUUUUGUAAUUUUAACGGCCUUGGUCAAGAGAUUUCCCCCAAACGAAAUGACCUCACUGCUUGUGCAAAGAUUGCCCCUAAUAUGGAAGGUGUUACUGACGAUGGUACCUUUAAUACGCUCCCAUCAUCUGGUGCACAAAAGGCCGCUCAAAAGAUGAUUUACGGUGAUACAUUUGUGGCGUCUGUUGUAUGCGUACUUGCUGCUGCCUUUUUCAUGUGA